This is a messenger RNA of Euleptes europaea (tarantolino), 725 nucleotides long. It is a transcript of the gene MOB3C, whose product is annotated as MOB kinase activator 3C. The record is from RefSeq and is a predicted model, not a curated record. Gene Ontology annotation, molecular function: protein kinase activator activity. Gene Ontology annotation, biological process: signal transduction; positive regulation of protein phosphorylation. Gene Ontology annotation, cellular component: nucleus; cytoplasm. NCBI's taxonomy places the organism in Eukaryota, Metazoa, Chordata, Lepidosauria, Squamata, Sphaerodactylidae. The transcript is spliced from 3 exons. The coding region runs from base 46 to 696 and encodes 216 amino acids.
GAACAAAUCAUUUUUUCUUUUCAUCCUGGCUGGUUCCCAUUCAACAUGGCUUUGUGCCUUAAACAAGUUUUUAACAAAGACAAAACAUUUCGUCCCCGGAAAAAAUUUGAACCAGGAACCCAGCGGUUUGAGCUAUACAAGAAAGCGCAAGCCUCACUGAAAUCGGGACUGGACCUGAAAACUGUAGUCCAGUUGCCCCCAGGGGAGAACAUCAAUGACUGGAUUGCUGUGCAUGUCGUGGACUUCUUCAACAGGAUAAAUCUUAUCUAUGGCACCAUGUCAGAGGUCUGUACUGAAAAGAGUUGCCCCAUCAUGUCAGGUGGGCUCAAGUAUGAAUACCGAUGGCAGGAUGACCACAGGUUUAAGAGGCCUACCAAGUUGCCAGCACCGCAGUAUAUGAGCAUGCUGAUGGAUUGGAUUGAGACUUUAAUUAACAAUGAGGACAUCUUUCCUACCAGAAUAGGUGUUCCUUUCCCUAAGAACUUCCAGCAGGUCUGCACAAAGAUCCUCACACGCCUCUUCAGGGUCUUCGUGCAUGUCUACAUCCACCACUUUGACAGCAUUAUCAGCAUGGGUGCAGAAGCUCACGUCAACACCUGCUACAAGCACUUCUAUUACUUCAUCAGCGAGUUUAGUUUGGUUGACCAAAGGGAACUGGAGCCACUGAAAGAAAUGACAGAGAGAAUUUGCCAUUAAAAUCAUUUGAUCAGCUUUGAAGAAUCAUU